GUCUUUACGCAAACAGGGUCUCCUUAGCCAUUAGCGGUUAGUCUAUUGCCUGAUCACAUGGUGACUGUAGUAGAUGACGCUAGCCUGCUUAUGGCAAUGCCGUCAUAAUCCUUUUUUAGCAGGCGGUGUGUUGAUACGCCCCAUCUGCCGGCGAGAGCGCCUGUGACACCACUUUGUUUCGUUGUCAGCUUUGGUACUAGUACUGCCACUUUACAGUCAAGUGAUUACAUUUCGAGGUCACUUGCCAGCGUCUGUCAGAAUCAGAUCGCUCUUUAUGCGAACUACAUGAUGGCUUCUCAUGCGACUAUGUCGUCUCCGCCAGCAGGACCCAAGCUUGAUUUGUCCAAGAAGUUAUCCGAGCUGCGAGCUAGUCGCAAGUCUCACUCUGGCCCCUCGUCCAGAGAGCCCGCCCCGGUGACACCUUCUCUCCCCAGCCCACCAGAUCUAUCGACUCAUACCUAUACACGGCCUGUCCGGCGUAUCCUAUCGCGGAAAGAUCACGAGACCUUUCUUGCAUCGUCGACCUACACUCUCGUCGUCGCCUUCAUUUUCGGCCUCUCUGAUUCAGUAAGAGGACGCGCGGUUACAGAUGACAGAGACCAACCCGCCUCCCCAAACAUCUCCAGAAUUCUAUCCGUGAUAGACAGUAUUAGACAACUCGUUGACAAACAUCCUUCCAUUGACCAAGGCGGUUCAAGGUUCGGUAACCCGGCUUUCCGCGAUCUCUUCGAUGAUGUGGCUGCGCAGAGUGCGACAUGGCAUAGAGACAUUCUCGGACUACAGAAUACGGACGCCAUAGAGGAAGUAUCAUCAUAUUUGGUCCACUCCCUGGGAUCGCGGGACCGUUUAGACUAUGGUUCAGGACAUGAGUUGAACUUUAUGAUGUGGCUAUUGUGCCUUCGACAGAUGCAGAUGAUAUCGACGGCAGACUUUCCAAUGAUCGUUUUCAGAGUGUAUCUCGAGUAUAUGCAUCUCAUGCGGCAAGUACAAAUGACUUAUUAUCUGGAACCUGCUGGCUCACAUGGUGUCUGGGGUCUGGACGACUACCAUUUUCUGCCCUUCCUCUUCGGUGCCGCCCAGCUUGUGGAUCAUCCGUACAUCACACCGUUAGCGAUCCACAACACGGCAGUAUUAGACGAAGAAGGAGACAGAUAUAUCUAUCUGGAUCAAGUGCGAUGGGUAGACAGCGUGAAGACGGUCAAAGGCCUCCGGUGGCACAGUCCCAUGCUGGAUGAUAUUUCCGGUGCCAGAAACUGGCUGAAGAUUGAAGGAGGCAUGAAGAAAAUGUUCAUCAAGGAGGUUCUGGGAAAGUUACCCAUCAUGCAGCAUUUUCUAUUCGGCAGUCUGCUGCCCGCUGACCCGAGUAUGGGAGAGCGCACGGAUGAUGCGGAGGAUGACGAGCUCCACGACCAUGGAGAUGGCCAUCCUCACGCCCGUCACACUGAUCAUUUCGGAGAUUGCUGCGGUAUCAAAGUGCCGAGUACAGUUGCCGCUGGAGCCGAAAUGAGGAAACGAAUUGGCGGAACAGGUCUACGACCGAUUCCUUUUGAUUAACAUCUACCUUCAUGACGAAUGACUACAACAUACAUUAGCUCUAUCAAUGAAGCGAGCAAUUGAAUUCUAUUUUCACUCAAGGAGUAGGGUUUUGCCGGCUUUUUGAGGAAUCCACAGAAUCAUUUUAGCAAGAGAACUCACCAUUUCCUAUC
Messenger RNA from Aspergillus novofumigatus IBT 16806, 1706 nucleotides. Its product is annotated as serine/threonine-protein phosphatase 2A activator. Gene Ontology annotation, molecular function: peptidyl-prolyl cis-trans isomerase activity; protein tyrosine phosphatase activator activity. Gene Ontology annotation, cellular component: cytoplasm; nucleus; protein phosphatase type 2A complex. Gene Ontology annotation, biological process: mitotic spindle organization. The transcript has a single exon. The coding region runs from base 286 to 1554 and encodes 422 amino acids. NCBI's taxonomy places the organism in Eukaryota, Fungi, Ascomycota, Eurotiomycetes, Eurotiales, Aspergillaceae. The record is from RefSeq and is a predicted model, not a curated record.